Molecule: messenger RNA, 1925 nt
Organism: Kickxella alabastrina
Lineage: Eukaryota; Fungi; Kickxellomycota; Kickxellomycetes; Kickxellales; Kickxellaceae
Exons: 1
Coding region: 170-1897 (575 amino acids)
Source: RefSeq, a predicted model, not a curated record
AUAAUUCGAAUUAGUAGCUGGCACACAAUUUGUAAGAAUAUUUUUAAUGUCUGCUUUACAGGCACUUCAUUUUUCUUCUCUUUUUUUAUUAUUAAUUUACUCUCAAUGUAUUAUUUUUUCUAUUUACUUUAACCGACUUUUAUAUUCAAAUUAUAUUCCACACCCAAAUAUGUCAUCGUAUUCGGUUUUUCAGACACUGCCUUUGCUCGUCAUCGAGUUAGUAGUCAAAUACUACCUAGCCGGCGACUCUGGAAACCGCAAUACCGACACAUCUGUAGCCCUAUCCAUUCUCCACAGCUGCCACCUAUGGCGCACAAUCAUUAUCAACAAGUCAUUUGAAGAUGUUUACUUUAAUUUCCAAAUUCUAGCUAACCAGUCCUUCACUUUCCCAUAUUGGCCCAUAUGCCUCGGGACACCCACAUUCCCCACUUCCCACUUGGUGAAAACAGUCCAUGUGCGUAUUGGCGGGUGGAUUCCAUUAAUGUACAUGUACAAGCAUUCAAAAUUUAUGAAAACGCCGUCUUCUCGGCCAAUCUACCCAGCAGCGCAUUCGCUCUUUGUUAGUGUUAAUAAUAAGGGACAAUAUUACGACACAAUGAUGCUAGAGAGGGUUGACACCCUGGUGGAUGCUACUGCGAUUUUCCGGGCGUUCAGGCAGAUGGUGCCCGCAGUCGAGCUAGUCGACAUAUCGUUGAGCUCUAAAUAUGAUUCUACAAAAGCCACGGUAUUUCUCGGCCGCCUAUACACAGCCACUGAGGAGCUCUACCGCGGGGUUAAAAAAUUAUCAUUUGUGCAGAGUUCCGAUGACCUCACACGCACAAGGGUUGAGCCGGCGGAGAUUCCAGGAUUGACGCAUUUUGCAUACACGUGUCAUGUAAAUACCGCGCCGGUCGUGGAAUGUAUCCGACGCAAUGCCAAGACACUUGUAGUAUUGGAGCUCAAUAAAUGGACGGAUGCAUUGGCGGUAGAGAUAUUGAUCAACGGGAUGGGCGAUCCGGUGGUGUAUGGGUGCCUGGAGAAAAUUAUGUUUAACAUGGCAGAACCUUUGGAAGAGUCGAAGGUGGCAGAGGCACUUACGGGCUCCUCCGCUGUGGUUCAUUUCCCGUGGAUCCGGUCAGCAAAAGUAAGCGGAGUAUUUCCCUACUCCGACAAUGUGUUGUUCAGGGGCGCUGGCGGGGUCAGUAUGCUGGAGGAAAUCGACGUUUGGACGGACCCCAGGUUUGUAAACAUGGUAGAUCAACAUCGGGCAUUCACCAGCGCCCAGUUCCCUCACCUCCAGCGCAUCCGCUUAGUAAACAACUUCCCACCAGGCCACUUGCUGGUGCAGCCCCGGAAGGCAAUAGUCAACCACUGCGUUACCCAGAUUAUCGACGCCGCUGGGGUAUCCUACACGAGCCUCCGCUCUUUUGUGUUCACCGGCGACCUGUCCACUGGCCUGCUCGUCAAGCGAAACAGGGAAUCCAGCGGAUUACCAAUGUUCUUUGCGAUCCGUACGCUGGUGGUUCCAGGAUGUCAACUGGAGCUUUCUGAUAUUGUGACAAUUCUGCGAUGUGCUCCCGCUUUGCACACUUUGCAUUGUGCGGCGCCGAUUUGUGCGCCAAUGAUUGAGGGCAUGGAAAAGAAAGGAAUUCCAGAUUAUAUGCGGGCGGUGGGUGAGGAAAUCGGCAGGGGACUGCGUGCAAUGGUGGUUGGGGUGAGGCGGUUCUGCUUGGUGGAGUAUUUGGCCGAGACCGUCGCUCUGGUGGGAGUUGCAGUGGCUGGGCGCGCAAGGUUCACUCUGGUUGGCGACGAUGGGCCGGAAUUCUACGCGCAUAUUUCCGAGAUCAUGCAACAAGAGCAUUUUGCAGAGUACGCGGGCAGAAUCAGGGCGUUUGCGCGCCGCAAUAGACAUGGGUAAGACUAAGUUAUUUUAAUUGUUUUUUUGU